AGUGUGUGUGAGUGUGAGUGUUUUAUUUUUUUUUUCCCUCCUUUUCUCUUCCCCUGCUCCUCAUCCCCCACCCCCGCCAUCCCCGCCACCCCACCCCGGUUCCCGUCCCGCCUUCGCCAGCGGCGGCCGCGGCCAGGUACGGAGUCCGGGGUAAUGGCGUCCAACCCCGAGCGGGGGGAGAUCCUGCUCACCGAGCUGCAGGGCUUUACUGCCUUAGGUUGACUUUCUCCAAAGAGGCAGAGAGAAAAAUGACAGCAGAGCUUCCUGCAAUAUGGUGGACUUGAACCUGGGUCACACAGCAAAGCAACACAUUACUCAAGGAGAAUCUCGAAGUUUUCCAUUUUCCGAGAAUGUGAGCGCUGUGCAAAAAUUAGACUUUUCAGAUACGAUGGUGCAACAGAAAUUGGACGAUAUCAAAGAUCGAAUCAAGAGAGAAAUAAGGAAAGAACUAAAAAUCAAAGAAGGAGCUGAAAAUUUAAGGAAGGUCACAACAGAUAAAAAAAGUUUAGCUUAUGUGGACAACAUUUUGAAAAAAUCCAAUAAAAAAUUAGAAGAGCUACACCAUAAACUACAGGAACUGAAUGCACAUAUUGUUGUAUCAGAUCCUGAGGAUGUCACAGACUGCCCAAGGACUCCAGAUACUCCCAGCAGUGACCCUCGUUGUUCCACUAGCAAUAACAGAUUGAUAGCUUUACAGAAACAAUUGGAUAUAGAGCUUAAAGUGAAACAAGGUGCAGAAAACAUGAUACAGAUGUAUUCAAAUGGAUCUUCAAAGGAUCGGAAACUCCAUGGGACAGCUCAGCAGCUGCUGCAGGACAGCAAGACAAAAAUAGAAGUCAUACGAAUGCAGAUUCUCCAGGCAGUUCAGACCAAUGAACUGGCUUUUGAUAAUGCAAAACCUGUCAUAAGUCCUCUUGAACUUCGCAUGGAAGAAUUAAGGCAUCAUUUUAGGAUAGAAUUUGCAGUAGCAGAAGGUGCAAAGAAUGUUAUGAAAUUGCUUGGCUCAGGAAAAGUGACAGACAGAAAAGCACUUUCGGAGGCUCAAGCAAGAUUUAAUGAAUCAAGUCAGAAAUUGGACCUUUUAAAGUAUUCCUUAGAGCAAAGAUUAAAUGAACUUCCCAAGAAUCAUCCCAAAAGUAGUGUUAUUAUUGAAGAACUUUCACUUGUUGCCUCACCAACACUGAGUCCACGCCAAAGUAUGAUAUCCACACAAAACCAAUAUAGCACACUAUCCAAACCAGCGGCUCUAACUGGGACUUUGGAAGUUCGUCUUAUGGGCUGCCAAGAUAUCCUAGAAAAUGUUCCUGGACGAUCAAAAGCAACAUCAGUUGCACUUCCUGGGUGGAGUCCAAGUGAAACCAGAUCAUCUUUCAUGAGCAGAACGAGUAAAAGUAAAAGUGGAAGUAGUCGAAAUCUCCUAAAAACCGAUGACCUAUCCAAUGACGUGUGUGCAGUUUUGAAGCUAGAUAAUACCGUGGUUGGUCAAACUAGCUGGAAACCUAUUUCUAAUCAGUCCUGGGACCAGAAGUUUACGCUGGAACUAGACAGGUCACGUGAGCUGGAAAUUUCAGUUUAUUGGCGUGAUUGGCGAUCUCUAUGUGCUGUAAAAUUUCUGAGGUUAGAAGAUUUUUUAGACAACCAGCGGCAUGGCAUGUGUCUCUAUUUGGAACCACAGGGUACUUUAUUUGCAGAGGUCACCUUUUUUAAUCCAGUUAUUGAAAGAAGACCAAAACUCCAAAGACAGAAGAAAAUUUUUUCAAAGCAGCAAGGCAAAACAUUUCUCAGAGCUCCUCAAAUGAAUAUUAAUAUUGCCACUUGGGGGAGGCUAGUGAGAAGAGCUAUUCCCACAGUAAAUCACUCUGGCACCUUCAGCCCUCAAACUCCUGUGCCUACUACCGUGCCAGUAGUUGAUGUCCGCAUGCCUGAACUAUCACCUUCAGGAAGUGAUUCUACAGUAACCAAAUUGGACUUUGAUCUUGAACCUGAACCGCCUCCAGCCCCACCACGUGAUUCUUCUCUCGGAGAAAUAGAUGAAUCUUCUGAAUUAAGAGAUUUGGAUACACCAGGGCAGGAUUCAGAAAAUGUUUUUGAUAUUGACAAUGACAGAAACCGUAUACUUCCAAAAUCUCCAUCCGAACAUGAACUUGACAUUCCUCAGUCAUGCCUAAAAUAUGGUGGCGUUCGGGAAUUUGAGGAUACAAGAUCGCAACAGACAUUCCAGUUUAAUUUACAAGACUUCAGAUGUUGUGCUGUCCUGGGUAGAGGACAUUUUGGAAAGGUGCUUUUGGCUGAAUAUAAACACACUAAUGAGAUGUUUGCAAUAAAAGCCUUAAAGAAAGGAGACAUUGUGGCUCGAGAUGAAGUAGACAGCUUAAUGUGUGAAAAAAGGAUUUUUGAAACUGUGAAUAGUGUAAGGCAUCCUUUUCUGGUGAACCUCUUUGCAUGUUUCCAAACCAAAGAGCAUGUUUGCUUUGUAAUGGAAUAUGCUGCCGGCGGCGACCUAAUGAUGCACAUUCAUACUGAUGUCUUUUCCGAGCCCAGAGCUGUAUUUUAUGCUGCAUGUGUAGUUCUUGGGUUGCAGUAUUUACAUGAACACAAAAUUGUUUAUAGAGAUUUGAAAUUGGAUAACUUAUUGCUAGAUACAGAGGGCUUUGUGAAAAUUGCUGAUUUUGGUCUUUGCAAAGAAGGAAUGGGAUACGGAGACAGAACGAGCACAUUCUGUGGCACUCCUGAGUUUCUUGCUCCAGAAGUAUUGACAGAGACAUCCUACACGAGGGCUGUGGAUUGGUGGGGCCUCGGUGUACUCAUCUAUGAAAUGCUCGUUGGCGAGUCUCCCUUUCCUGGUGAUGAUGAAGAGGAAGUUUUUGACAGUAUUGUAAAUGAUGAAGUAAGAUAUCCAAGGUUCUUAUCUACAGAAGCCAUUUCCAUAAUGAGGAGGCUGUUAAGAAGAAAUCCUGAGCGGCGCCUCGGAGCUGGUGAGAAGGAUGCAGAAGAUGUAAAAAAGCAUCCAUUUUUCCGGCUAAUUGAUUGGAGUGCUCUGAUGGACAAAAAAGUCAAGCCGCCUUUUGUACCUACCAUUAGAGGACGGGAAGAUGUCAGUAAUUUUGAUGAUGAGUUUACCUCUGAAGCACCUAUUCUGACUCCACCUCGAGAACCAAGGAUACUCUCUGAAGAGGAACAAGAAAUGUUCAGAGAUUUUGACUACAUUGCUGAUUGGUGUUAAUUUCCAAGACACUGUGAAACCCAGCCGACUGAUUUUACAAGGAGACCUCUUACAAAUUGAAGCCCUUCGUUUGCUCUCUGUGCCACCAGUAGCUUCUGAGUUGUUUUUUGGUUUUUUCACACAUGAAGAGUUGUUUAAAAAUACUACUUUAAUACUUUCUUGAAAAGUGGAUUCUCAUUGUAUUUUAAAACAGAGCACUGGAAACAGUUUCUUGGAAUUUAAGCUGAAUGAGUACCAGCCAUGAAAAUCUAUCAUAAAAAAUGGAUACUUUCAGAUUAAUAGUGUAUUUUCAAAGGAGAAGAAGAAAGCAAAAAAACACUUCUACAGUCCCUAGCUUUGCCGAAUGCCUGCCUUAAGUGGAAAUGUUAAGCAAUUCACAUUGCUUACAUUUUACAGAAGUAAAAACCAGGGCUUAGAAUGCUAUUAAUAUUCACACACAGUGUGAUUCUGUUUGAGGCAAAUGCUCUUAUUUUCUUAAAGGAAAUUACUGUUAAAUCAGAAAAUGUAAUUUAUAUACAUUUUGGGGUCUUUUAAAAAUAUGAAAUAAUGUUUUAUAAUUUUUUAUAUUUAUGAGGAAAAAAAUUUUUAUUGCCUUCUCUUUACCAACCAUGUAACAGGGCCUCAGCUUUCCAACAGAGCUACUUGCCAAACAGUGUCCUUGUUGAUCCACACUGAAUCAACGGGAACGACUGAACAUGAACAUUUAGUUCAAGUUUUUUAAAUGGGAGCUUCUGACCAACCUGAACCAGGAUACAAUACAUACUAUAUACUACGCGUUCCCAAAGUCUAGACACUCAACGUUCAAUCAUACCUUCUUCCAAAAUCAGUGAACUCCUUUUUUUCUAUAUCAUUGUACAUCUAUCAACCUAGUUCAUCUUAUCUCAAGUCUACUGUAGAAGAGAACUAUAUCUUUGUUAAAGCAUAGGGUGUAUCUUUGUAUACAUGCUGUGAACAUGUAUAUGUGCAAGUUGUAAUGUAUUCUAUGUUGUGGGUUUAUUAUUUAAUUUCACCACUUCAUCACUUUGUACGGUGGCCAAGCAGACACCUCAAACUCCAGCAUUUACAUUAAGUGCAUUUGUACAUUUGGGGCCACUGGAUCCAGAUUUUAUAUUGGCAGUUGCUGAGGGCUAAAGCAAUAUAUUGUAACAGAAUGUAUAAAUAUUUUUGAUAAAACAGUCUAUAUUUUAUAAGAAUUAUUAUAACACUAAGCUGUACCUCAAAAGUAAUUUGAUCAGAUACUUAUUACAAUUUCUAAGGAUCCAUUGUGGCUUUUUUGAUGCUCUUGUAGGGAAGUCUUUCUGGAAACCAUGACCUUAUUUGUUUAUCUCACUUGCCGGAAGUUUUUUUGUUUUUGUUUUUUGACAUUUUUCCCCACUCUUAGAUUUCAUGAUUAUUCCAUAGUUCAAUAAUAAUAAUAAUAAUAAGACCUUUGAUUCUGUGCUUAGGGGAUUAGGGACAACAUACCUCAGGAGUAGCCAAGUUGUUAACUAACCAUGCAGAAUUAACUAAUGACAGUGAUCUUAUAUCUUAAAAAAAUAGCCAAUUUUAGAUUUUAUGGGAAAUAUGAAAGGGUUUGAAUUUAUAGAAUUGAACUAAAAGCAGUUACAAUAUUGCAGCCUUUCCAUGGUUUUGUUGUUGUUGUUGUUGUUAUUGCACUCUAAAAUUUGUAUUUCUUUCCAAAUUGAAGAUCUUUUGGGAAGGGUGGGGCAGAAUCUUAUUAGAAUGUGGAGCAAUAUGUUACUUAAAUUCAUUUUUUAAUUCCAGCCAACUCCCCAGGCAAACGACAAUAGAAUAACUUAAUUAUCUUGGCAUUAAAUGAAACAGUGUUAGCACAUUAAAAAAAAAAACACUAUGUAUUUUUGAGGUACAGUCUGCUCCUCUUUUCUGAUUCUCAAAUAUGCAAGGAAAGCAAUGUCUAAGGUGGAUUUCUAGCAUUAAGAACUGACUUAGUGUUUUGUAACUACAACAGUGUACAAAAGAAAUUUUUAAUUGAAGUCAAUCACUAAAAAACUUAGAGGGCAGGGUAUAUGCACACAAUUAAGCUGAAGACAGCACUAAUUCUUCCUGUAGUUUUUAAAAUAUAUAUAUAUAUACAUUCUAGUUAGACUUAAAAUUUUUUAACUAUAGAAUGUAAAUAUAUUUUGCUAUUACUGUAUGUGUAAGUGACUGCUCAAGCACUUUGAAGGAAAUUAGGAUCUUUUAGAAUGGUGCACUAUGCAUUCAGAUGAAAUGUGCCUUUAAUUAAUGUCAUUCUAAGAAAAAGUGUUUUGCAGUCUUAAAUUACCACAAAUGCACAAAUUAAAGUUUAAAUAGAUGGUAAUUUGUA
Messenger RNA from Erinaceus europaeus (western European hedgehog), 5549 nucleotides. RefSeq names its product protein kinase N2 (gene PKN2). Gene Ontology annotation, molecular function: ATP binding; protein serine/threonine kinase activity; small GTPase binding. Lineage: Eukaryota; Metazoa; Chordata; Mammalia; Eulipotyphla; Erinaceidae. Bases 272 to 3223 code for a protein of 983 amino acids. The transcript is spliced from 23 exons. The record is from RefSeq and is a predicted model, not a curated record. Gene Ontology annotation, biological process: peptidyl-serine phosphorylation; intracellular signal transduction.